UCUUUAUUCCCUUCUUAUCUAUUUGGAUUUUUUUUGAAAUUUUUUUUUUAUAUUCUUCCUUUAUCUUAUCGGGAGUCCAAAUACCGGUGGCCAAAUUGUUGGAGAAGGCGGCAUAUAUCAUGUCAUCUCUCCACCGCAUGGACUCGGCUCCGGACUUAUUGCUUUUGACGAUUAGGAACUCUUCCGCCAACUGUCGUUUCCGACUUCCACGGCUUUCUCACCUCCUUCCUUCUGUCUUCUACUUCCGGCCAUUUGAUCCCCCCCCCCUCCUGGCCCAUAGACCAGGAAAUUUGACAUGAACAACGACCCAGGUGUGCAGUUUGUGACUGCACGACCGAGAAAGGUUCGCCCCAAUCCUCUCCAUCGUCUUCAGGAGGCGGGGCAUUGAUAGUGCCAACACAGGUGAUCUGAGACCUUACUAACUGUUAUGUGUCUAAGCGUAAUCACGAACAAAUGUCCCGAUCAUCUCAUUCGCCCAGCCGCCGUUUCUUUCAACGUGGUGAGCCAUCAUCAUCUAGAGCUCCCAGCCAACACCCCCGGUUGCCACCGAUGAGAUACGCCGGCGAUGGUUUCGACUUUCGGAGACCUAUGGUCUCGGCUUCGCACCAGACGGAUGAAGUGAUCGAUUUAACAAACGAGCCAGACUCGCCUCCACAGCAACGCAGAGCAGAUCCUCAAUUGACACCGCGGCGGCCCAGACAGCCCCGCUUUGGGAGAGAUAUUAUAGCAGACGUCGUAGAUUUGGAGGCAGAACCGGACAACACAAUCCAUCUAGAUUCGCCGAGCAGUCCAGAGGUCCAAUUCGUCGGCGCCAGCGUACGACCACAACCGCCCCGCCCACCACCGCCACAGCCUAGAGACUUUGAUUUCGGUGCUGGCCUUCUACGAUAUCUACGUCUAGGGGAGCCAAGAUCUCGAGACUUCCCUAGUGGAGGUUUAUUUUCUAGGGAUCUAUCAUGGAGAACUAGAGGUAGCAUCCGUCGUAUGCCGCAAGACGUUGAGUCUUUUUGGAUUGGAGAUAGACCAGGGGGAGCCAUCGAUUUAACGAUCAAUCUAGACAUGGACGGCCCACUGGCGAUGGACUACGGAUAUUCAGGGUUUCCACCCGAGCCGGAGCGAUCGCAACCGGCAUACAAGCCACCUAGCCCGCCGCCGGAAGGGUUUACGAGGACUGUUGGAGAAGAUGACGUUGUGUGUUGCCCUAACUGUGAUUCUGAGCUUGGUUCGGGCGACGAGGUUCAGCAACAGAUAUGGGUAGUAAAACAAUGUGGACAUGUUUAUUGCGGGCAGUGUGCCACCUACAGGUCCAAAUCGAACGCCAAGAAGGCGUCUCAACCCGUUAAACCCUUUUCUAAAUGUCAAGUGGCAGACUGUGGGAAGACUGUCAGUGCGCCGAAGUCGAUGUUCCAAGUGUAUUUGUGAUAAAAAUGUUCUCUCCUCUGCAUGUUCUCAUACACGUUUUGCAUUACUCUGGCGUUAGGUGGACGAUUUCUUCAUCCCGGCUACUACUUCUUUGAUACCCUGGUUGCAUUGAUUCUUGACGGAAGGAUAGUAUACGAAUCGUUAAUACAUAUACCGUUCGGUUACACACUGCUAACUGAACUACGGGCCACCUAUGGGGUUAUUUCCACACCCCAUAGGCUACGGUCCCGACUAACCUCG
Aspergillus alliaceus is the source of this 1662-nucleotide messenger RNA. Its product is annotated as putative RING finger domain protein. Gene Ontology annotation, cellular component: SUMO-targeted ubiquitin ligase complex. The transcript is spliced from 2 exons. The record is from RefSeq and is a predicted model, not a curated record. Gene Ontology annotation, molecular function: ubiquitin-protein transferase activity. The coding region runs from base 454 to 1422 and encodes 322 amino acids. NCBI's taxonomy places the organism in Eukaryota, Fungi, Ascomycota, Eurotiomycetes, Eurotiales, Aspergillaceae.